GGAGAAAGAACAACAUUGUUAAAUGGAUUGUAAGCUGUAUGUUUAUAUUGGAUAGAUUGGUGGAACAGAUUUUUGUAGAUUUGAUGCAGGAGAUAAAUGGGCCAUUAAAUACUUGCAGCACAUUGCCAGGUAUAUGAUAAUUGUGCUGAUAUUACAUGCUAUCAUGUGUUAUAACACAGAUAGUGACUGGGAGGAGAUGCUAUAACAUAUAAUAUUGCCUUCAGACAUUAUAUCACACUUCUCUUACAAACAGAUUGUCACUGGUGCACGCUGAUAUAUAGCUAAUUUUUUAUUAGAUUAAAUAAGAUACCAUCUAAUUGGCUGAAGUUGGCAAGAUUUUUUUCUUCUAUAAAUAUGCUAGAGGGCAUUUUGUUUUGAAAUUUUUGUUGACAAGUUUUAAGGGUUUAAAUUGUAUUUUUUUCUCUUGAUGAAUGCAUGUUGAUCUGGAUUAUGAAAAAGAUUGUUUUUCUGAAUAUAUUACUGUGCAUGACAACUGGAAUAUGAAAAGAAUGAAAUAAGAGCUAUAAAUGACUUGGUGGAUAAAAUAAUGUGAAUUAAUAAAUGAAAGGAAUUGAUUUUUGUAUUGGAUAUAAGCUAACUAUUGAGGAGUGAUUUUGUUUAAAGUUGUGAUUUUUAUGGAGGAUAUUGGAGAUGUUCUGUUGUUAAUGAAUGAAUAUAAUUAUCAUAAAUUAAACAAAAUUAAAUUGUGAAUGAUAACAGUUUUAAAGAUUUAGAAUUAAUUACCUAUCAAAGGCAUUACAUGCAUUUUAUUUUAUUACAGCAGUGAAUGUAUUUUAUAUUUCCUCUAACUUUACUGAUUGUUAGAGGACUUUCGGAAGAAAUUGUUUACACUGAGAGUAAUGUUUUCGGAAAUUGUUUAAUUGUCAGGAUAAUAAACAGUAUAUAACAAUGUGAAGCUGUGACUGAGAGUUUAACUUUGUGCUGGAUUAUAAAAUUAUAUUCUUGUAAAAAUGUGAGAUAAAUUAAAGAAGAAUUCUAGCAAUUAUGUUAUCUUGGUGUGGAUUACUGGAUCAUGCCUGGAUUAACAGAUUUAUCUUAUCCUUGGUUAUAUUAGAAGCAUGUCAGAACAAACAACAAUGCCACCUGGUGGCCAGCACAAAGACAUUCCAACAAGACCCGUGCCCUGGUACCAGGAAAUACCUCAAAGUUGCCUACAAGUGCAAGCCAAGUGAGUUUUCCAGUGAGACGGUAUGUGAAGGUGACCAGUUAGAGUUACGAUGUAGCAGGUCAACACGUAUAGCAAUAUCUUCUGGUCUGUUUGGUAGAACACUACAGGGAGAUACAAAAUGUCCAGAAUUGUUACGUAAUACUUCAGCUUUAAAAUCAAGUUGCCAGUCAAAGGUUGUGAUAGAUGAAUUAUUGAGGCAGUGUCAUGGCAGGAAGAGAUGUACAUUAGAGGCAGAGGAAUAUAUAUUUGGAAAUCCUUGUCCGCCAGGAGUCAAUAAAUACCUCAAUAUUGUUUAUACAUGUGUUCCAAAAAGGGUGCUGAUUUCAGUGAGACGCCAUAAUCACAGGAAACAUGAUAAACAUAAGAGUGAUGAUGAAAAGGGCAGUAAAACCAAGGACAUUCCAUCAUCACAUGUACAUAAUAUAUCCUCACAUCAUACAACUUUAACUCCAGAAAAACCUUCUGCAGACUUUCCCGACACAGCACAGCAACAUCCUAGUGAUCCUGUGAUUGGUCAAAGUAAAGAUUCCCAGGAUUCCAAGGGAAAAUUUAGAUAUGAUACCAAACUUGGUAAAGAUACUUACUUAGAAUCAGGGAACACAACUCCAUGUAUGAACCAGUCACAUGGUCACAAUGGCCCUUCAGCCACAGGUUUACUGUCAGACUGGUUAAAUGCAUUUAACUUUAUAAAAGAGAACAGGGAGAAAGCUGUGUUAUAUUUAGUGCUGGGUGUAGCAUUUGGAAUCAUUUCCAUUCUUUUUCUUGUGAUAAUUAGACUUGCAAUAGUAAACAAACGUAAAUCGAAAGCUAAACUUGAUAUUUCGGAACCAGCCCACAUAGAUCACCCGCCUCCAUCAAACCACAUUGAGGCUCCAACACUAGAGAGAACAGACUCUGUUGAUAGGAUUGAGGUGGUCAGGUUCAAUCCAAUGCGAAGUCGUGACUUUGCUACAUGUACAUUAAGAAGUGAUAUUGGCAAUAGAAGCUUAACAAACUAUUAUGGCUGAAUUAAAGUGAUCUUUUCUGCUGUUAAGCAGUAAAGAAGCUGAUCUCUGUGAAAUACAAACUUUACAUGAGAACAGAGAAGCACAACAGAUAUGAAAGCAUUUAGUGCUACCUGAUCUAAGGGAAGUAACUGUGAAAUAUGAAGACAUGCUAA
This is a messenger RNA of Ruditapes philippinarum (Manila clam), 2348 nucleotides long. Its product is annotated as protein eva-1-like. NCBI's taxonomy places the organism in Eukaryota, Metazoa, Mollusca, Bivalvia, Venerida, Veneridae. The coding region runs from base 1006 to 2196 and encodes 396 amino acids. The transcript has 8 exons. Gene Ontology annotation, molecular function: carbohydrate binding. The record is from RefSeq and is a predicted model, not a curated record.